Triticum aestivum (bread wheat) is the source of this 1424-nucleotide messenger RNA. RefSeq lists its product as uncharacterized. The transcript has 4 exons. The record is from RefSeq and is a predicted model, not a curated record. Bases 908 to 1405 code for a protein of 165 amino acids. NCBI's taxonomy places the organism in Eukaryota, Viridiplantae, Streptophyta, Magnoliopsida, Poales, Poaceae.
CGAAAUACUCGUCGCGCUGGUCAAUUUGCAAAAACACCCACCCCUUUAUUCCGACACAACAAGCGAUCCUCGCCGCUGCUCUCGCCCCCUCCCGUGACUCUGCUUGCUCCGCCGCGCCAUCGUCGGCCUCCGUGCAGCUCGCCCGCGCCUUCCUCCCGCUCCCUCCUCCCUGCGUAGCUCCUCCGCCCCCUUCUCUACGCAGCUCGCCCGCUCCCUCCUCCGGCUUACUCCUCUGCGUAGCUCCCCCUCUCACUCCAUUGGGAAAAAUGGCAUCUUUCUCCUCUGCAGAACACAGCGCCGCCUAGCACUUCGCCAUGGACGCGCUCAGCUUCGUGGUACCGCGGAUCCUCCUCUUCGCUGUCACCCACGGCUCCGGGGUGUUCAUAAUGCCCUGCCACAUCCCGCAAGGGCUCCGGGGUGGCUGGAGAUCUGUGGCGGUGGAGGGGAUCGUGCUGUCACCUCGCCGGACGGCUACAAGAAGGUCACCAUAUGAAGACCGCCUUCUUCAUCACCGCUCUAGGAACUCAGUUAACAACAUGUUAUUGGAACUACUCCAAGAACAGAACAGAAUGGCAUGUUAAUGUCAGUUAACAACAUGUUAUUACUUCCAAGAACAAAACAGCAAAACAAAAGGUUUUGAUUUGCUUGCAGAUUUGUGAGUGUGAUCUUCAGAGUGUGAUUUGACAGUCUUCAGAGUGUGAUCACCAUUUCCUUGAUGAACACAACAGAGAGGAACCAGUUGACAGGAACAUCAAAGGAUCAAGAGGACAGUAGCCGCUGCCCGCUGCGUCGAGAGGAUCAAUAGGAGCAGCAGAUUACUCACAGUUCAAAUCGCUCCAGCCUUGUGGUAUUUAGAGCACAAAUUCACGUCAAGAGGAGCAGAUGAUCAAUUCGAGUUGUCGGAGCUAUGAACGCCGGAGCAGCGGCGAAGGGUAAGGGAGCUGCGGACGCGGAGCAGCGGCAGAGGGUUAAGGAGCUGCGGACGGCGGAGCAGCGGCGGACCUUGGGCUCUCGAUUGGAGCGGAGGGUGGCGCCGGCGAGGGACCUGCGGCCGGCGGGGAAGGAUGUCGAAGUUGCGGCGGAGGGUGAGGGAGCUGCGGACGGCGGAGCAGCGCAACAACGGCAGACCUCGGUGACGGAGCUCUCAAUUGGAGUGGAGGCAGGCAGCCGGCGGGGAAGGACAACGGCGCUGCGGCGGAGGGAGACAGAGCUGCGGAUGGCGGAGCAGCGCAGCAACAGCCGAAAUCAGGCUCUUGAUUGGGGCGGAGGUAGGCGGCCGGCGGGGAAGGACGGCGGAGCAGCGAAGGAGCUUCCAAGCCACGGGACGACGGCCAGGAUGGAGAAGAUUCAAAACUGGGAGGACCUUUUUGCAAAAUGUUAUUUCUAUAGCGCUCGCGACAAGUAAUUGGAACCGGAGGGAGUAG